Molecule: messenger RNA, 2471 nt
Organism: Durio zibethinus
Lineage: Eukaryota; Viridiplantae; Streptophyta; Magnoliopsida; Malvales; Malvaceae
Product: cysteine--tRNA ligase 2, cytoplasmic-like
Biological process (GO): cysteinyl-tRNA aminoacylation
Cellular component (GO): cytoplasm
Molecular function (GO): cysteine-tRNA ligase activity; ATP binding
Source: RefSeq, a predicted model, not a curated record
UCGUCCAAACGGAUUAAGCUGCUGACCCCCAGUUACAUAUUUGGGCGGUACAGAAAUCGAAUAGGAAGCUGUCCAAAAUUGGGGGAACCAGAAGCCGGAAAAGCAUUGCAAAAAUAGCCGUCGCGCAGUUGAACUUCAUUUUCCCAAAAUCCGCGCUAAGACUUCCACAUCCACAGGGGGAGUUUUUUUUUUUUUUUUUUUUUUAAAUCUGGGCAUGGAUCCUUCAAAGGGAGAACCAAACCAGAAAAAAGCUCCUAAAGCAAUGGCAAAGAAGGAAACCGAAGAGUUCCAAUUCGUUGUGUACAACACCAUGACUCAGCAAAAAGAGGUGUUCAAGCCCAAAAUCCCCGGAAAAGUUGGCAUGUACGUCUGCGGUGUCACUGCCUAUGAUUUCAGCCACCUUGGCCAUGCUCGUGCCGCUGUUGCCUUUGAUGUCCUUUACAGGUACUUACAACACUUGGGCUAUGAGGUUACUUAUGUGCGGAACUUUACUGAUGUCGAUGAUAAGAUAAUUCGUCGGGCAAAUGAGACAGGGGAAGAUCCAUUAUGUUUGAGUGACCGAUACUGUAAAGAAUAUAAUGUAGAUAUGGCUGAUCUACAGUGUCUGUCUCCUACACAUGAGCCACGUGUGUCUGAUCACAUUGAGCAGAUCAAAGAUAUGAUAACUCAGAUUAUAAACAAAGACUUUGGAUAUGUGGUUGAUGGGGACGUGUUUUUCGCUGUUGAUAAAUUCCCCAAUUAUGGCAAGUUAUCUGGGCAGAGGCUGGAAAACAAUAGAGCAGGUGAACGUGUUGCCGUUGACUCAAGGAAGCGUAAUCCUUCUGACUUUGCAUUAUGGAAGGCUGCAAAGCCAGAUGAGCCAUCUUGGAACAGCCCAUGGGGACCUGGACGACCUGGGUGGCACAUAGAAUGCAGUGCAAUGAGUGCACAUUAUUUAAGCUUCAAAUUUGACAUUCAUGGUGGUGGGCUUGAUUUGAUUUUCCCACACCAUGAAAAUGAGAUUGCUCAGAGUUGUGCUGCAUGCCAAGAGACUGAUGUGAGUUAUUGGAUGCACAAUGGGCAUGUUACUAAUAACAAUGAGAAGAUGUCAAAAUCUUUAGGUAACUUUUUCACAAUUCGCCAGAUUACUGAGAAAUAUCAUCCUCUGGCUUUGAGAUACUUCUUGAUAAACGCACACUACCGAUCUCCUCUCAAUUACUCUGUUGCGCAGCUGGAAGGUGCAUCAGAAGCGGUUUUUUAUAUAUAUCAGACCUUGAAAGAUUGUCAAGAUGCUCUGUCAAAACUACAAGAAGAAAUCCCCAAGGAUGGCAAACCUGCUUGGACUACUCCAGAUGCCCAGGAAUGCAUUAGCAAGCUAUGCAGUGAGUUCCAGGCUAAAAUGUCAGAUGACUUGAGCACUUCACUUAUUCUGACUGGGGCCUUUCUAGAAGCAUUGAAGUUAGUAAACAAUUUGUUGACCAUGCUAAAGAAGAAGCAACAACAGAAACAAAGAUUAUUGGUAAUUCAAUCCCUAAUAGAAGUUGAGAAAGAAGUUAAGAAAGUUUUGAAUGUUCUUGGGUUGCAACCUCCUUACUCUUAUACUGAGGUUUUGCUGAAAUUAAAGGAGAAGGCAUUAACAAGAGCAGGGUUGGUGGAAGAUGAUGUGGUGCAUCUAAUUAAUGAAAGAGCGGAAGUGAGGAGAAACAAAGAUUUCUUGAGAAGUGAUCAGAUGAGAGCUGAUUUACAAGCAAAGGGCAUUGCACUCAUGGAUGUAGGCACAGAAACGAUUUGGAGACCUUGUGUUCCUGUUCAACAAGAACCGGAAGUAGUGCCAUCAGGAGGGCAGAAGGUGCCUGCUGAAACUGGACAAGAAAAGAAGGCAUCUCUUGACUCCAUUUGAUGGACAAAGCAUGCGGAAUUGGUUGGUAAGGUGAUGAUUAUUUACUGUUAAACUCUUUUUGCUGGGACCAAGGCCAUGGGCAGUUUUGAUUCAUAAUUUGAAAAAUGUGGGGCCUUUCCCUUGUGACCCUAUUAAGCUUUAGUGAAGAACCAUGGGGUCUUAAAUUUGAAUUGAUGGCCUUGUUUGUAUUUGGCCCUUUGGCUGCAGAGACGGUCAGCGAGUCAGAUAAAUAUAUAUAUAUAUAUAUAUAUUUUUUUUUUUACCUUGAGAAAUUACAAAGAUGAUAGGUUCUAACCCUUGAUGAUAUGAAAGUUAAAGUCCCAGAUGUGGGCAUUCUAAAUCUGAGUGGCUCAAAUAUAGGCACAUUAGGUAUGUAUUUUGAGAAACUUUAAAGUGUAGAAUGGGCCUGGGGUGUUUUGUUUUGGGGUUCCUAACUCUUGCCGAGUUUGGAGGGCUCUCUAUCUUGGGUGAUUAUUGGAUGGGCGAAUCGUCCAUAAAUAUAACUUUGCCUUGCAUAGGGGAAAAAAAUCCAGGCACAUUUACAUAACUAAAUGUGCUUUCCUGAUUAUCUUCUUGGGCAAUAUUCGUUCGG